Molecule: messenger RNA, 3253 nt
Organism: Mus pahari (shrew mouse)
Lineage: Eukaryota; Metazoa; Chordata; Mammalia; Rodentia; Muridae
Gene: Cdk8
Product: cyclin dependent kinase 8
Exons: 13
Coding region: 890-2104 (404 amino acids)
Biological process (GO): protein phosphorylation
Cellular component (GO): mediator complex; nucleus
Molecular function (GO): ATP binding; cyclin-dependent protein serine/threonine kinase activity; RNA polymerase II CTD heptapeptide repeat kinase activity
Source: RefSeq, a predicted model, not a curated record
GUCAUGAAGCAGCAGAGACAGCUGGCAACAUUAGCAACUCGUCUGACCCAGGAACGCUAAGGAAGGCGCAGUGCAGUGCUGGGUGAGGAUGUUUCAUAGAGGAGAGGAGUCCCUGAAGAUGCAGAGCACUGUGGCAGCAUCAGAAGCUGACAAUGAUCAAUUGAGAGCAGCCCACAGAGCCAGUCCUCUUACAGCUGCAGAAGUGGUCAGAGAGCUCACGGUGCACCUGUCAACGGUCAUUUGGCAUUUGAAGCAAAUUGGGAAAGUGUAAAAGCUUGAUAAGUAGUUGCCUCUUGAGUGAAAAUCAAAACCACUGUCCUGUCAGUGGCUAUACAGCAAUGGACCUGGUCUGUUGGACUGUGAUGUGUGCCAAAAAAUGGUUUACGUACAACCACCAGUGUCAACCUUCCCAGUGGCUGGUCUGAGAAGCAAUUGCAAAGCAUGUUCCAAAGUCAAAUUCACACCAAAAGAGGGUCAUGGUUCGGUGGUCUGCUGCUGAUCUGAUCCAGAUUUCUGAAUCCCAGCAUUGUCAGUACAUCUGACGAGUAUGCUCAGCAGAUUAUUGAGAUGCUGAGAAUGACACCACCUGCAACUUGCAUUGUCCACAGGAAGGGCCAAGUUUUCUUCAUGACAACACCCAGGAGGCUGCACUGUGCACAACCGGUACUUCAGAAGGGAAAGGAAUUGAGCUAUGAGGAAAAGCCUCUUCUACCAUAUUCACCUGACUUCUCACCAAGCAACUUCUACUCAAGUAUCUCAACAAAUAUUUUUAAGAUAAAUACUUUAUAGCCAGCAGGAUGCAGGAAAUACUUCCCAACAAUUCUUCAAGUCUUUGAAGAAGGACGAUAAAGACUACGCUUUAAAACAAAUAGAAGGAACUGGAAUUUCUAUGUCGGCAUGCAGAGAGAUAGCAUUACUUCGAGAGCUUAAGCACCCAAACGUCAUCUCUCUUCUGAAGGUGUUUCUGUCUCAUGCUGAUCGGAAAGUAUGGCUUCUCUUUGACUAUGCUGAGCAUGACCUCUGGCAUAUAAUUAAGUUUCAUAGAGCUUCGAAAGCCAACAAGAAGCCAGUUCAGUUACCUCGGGGAAUGGUGAAGUCACUGUUGUACCAGAUCCUANAUGGGAUUCACUAUCUUCAUGCCAACUGGGUGUUGCACAGGGAUUUGAAACCUGCUAAUAUUUUAGUUAUGGGUGAAGGUCCUGAGCGAGGAAGAGUAAAAAUUGCUGACAUGGGCUUUGCCCGGUUAUUUAAUUCGCCUUUGAAGCCCUUAGCAGAUUUGGAUCCAGUGGUUGUAACAUUCUGGUACCGAGCUCCAGAGUUACUCCUCGGAGCGCGACAUUAUACCAAAGCGAUUGAUAUUUGGGCUAUAGGGUGUAUAUUUGCAGAACUACUAACGUCAGAACCAAUAUUUCACUGUCGACAAGAGGACAUCAAAACUAGUAAUCCUUAUCACCAUGACCAGCUGGACAGAAUAUUCAAUGUAAUGGGAUUCCCUGCAGAUAAAGAUUGGGAAGAUAUAAAAAAGAUGCCCGAACAUUCAACAUUAAUGAAAGAUUUCAGAAGAAAUACGUAUACCAAUUGCAGCCUUAUCAAGUAUAUGGAAAAGCAUAAAGUUAAACCUGAUAGUAAAGCAUUCCACUUGCUUCAGAAGUUGCUCACUAUGGACCCAAUAAAGCGAAUUACCUCAGAGCAGGCCAUGCAGGACCCCUACUUCCUAGAAGACCCACUUCCCACAUCAGAUGUUUUCGCCGGUUGUCAGAUCCCGUAUCCCAAACGAGAAUUUUUAACAGAAGAAGAGCCUGAUGAGAAAGGAGACAAAAAGAACCAGCAGCAGCAGCAGGGCAAUAACCACACUAAUGGAACUGGCCAUCCAGGGAACCAGGACAGCGGCCACGCACAGGGGCCCCCCUUGAAGAAAGUGAGAGUUGUCCCUCCUACCACUACCUCAGGUGGACUCAUCAUGACCUCCGACUAUCAGCGUUCCAAUCCACAUGCUGCUUAUCCCAACCCUGGACCAAGCACAUCACAGCCCCAGAGCAGCAUGGGAUACUCAGCUACCUCCCAGCAGCCUCCACAGUACUCACAUCAGACACAUCGGUACUGAGCUGUGCUGGAGUCUGUCAGUGCACUGUUGCUCAUGCUGCAGGACUGGCUGCGGCACUCUGCGGGAGCCUGGUGUGGGCCAUGCGAAUGUACUGUACAACCACAUCUUCACAAUGUCCAGUAGCCGAGUUCCACCAGUUGUCACAGAUUGGGGUGGUAGCUUCCAGGUUGUACCUAAGUUUGGAGUUAGACUUGAAAUGAAAGUGCUAGCACAGUUGUGUUGUGGGUUUGCUACUUCCAUAGUUUACUUGACAUGGUUCAGACUGACCAAGCAUAGUUUUCAGUGACAGUCUGUAGCAGUUGAAGCUGUGAAAUGUGCUAGGGCGAGCAUUUGUCCGCGUGUGUGGUGACUUUCAGUGUAACAGCGUGACCUGACCAAUAGUACACACAGACGCAAGGUUUAACUGGUACUUGAAACACAGAUUAUGUUAACAAAAUAACCAAGAUUUAAAGAUUAUUUUGGUACACCUUUCUUUUUAGUGUCUUAUCAGUGGGUUGAUUCAUCUUCUACAUAAAUCAGUGUUUUAUGACCAAGAAUAUUGCUUGGAUUGUUUUGAAAGUACAAAAGAACCACAUAGUUUCUACUGACAGGUUUCAGAACUCCCAAAGAUUAAUUUCCAACUUAGAGGUUUGUUUUUAUUUUCAACCUAUGACUUGACUGGUCUUAAAGCUGCUAUUUGAUAGUAAUUAAAUAUGUUGUCAUUGAUAGAAGCCUGUUGGUUCGGCAAGCUGAAAUGAUUGUUGCAGACAGUGUUUUCUUUCCCUCGUGGUGUUGCUGAUUUGUGAGCAUGCUUUCUGAUUACAAAAGCAUGAGUGGCGACCUCUGCGAGGCACGGCGACCUCCGCGAGGCACGGCGUCAGUCCGCACUCUUCUGUCCUGAUUUGAAGCUGCCUAGUGUAGUGCUAUUACAAUUUUGUUCAGUUAACUUUCUUUUUAAGAGGUUGUUCGCAUAUUUUUAGGGUGCCCUUACUUCAGCAAAGGAGAGGGAGUAGGAGAGCCUUAGGACUUUUGAGGGGAGAAUAAAAAGCUAUAACAUACAACGUACUGUAUCCAACUAUUUUACAUGAAUGACACAAGUAUUCUGAAUAAAGAAAUUGAACAUUGUUAAAAACAAGGUGUUAUGUAAUAAAUUUAUUUUUCAUAAAUCAA